Corythoichthys intestinalis (scribbled pipefish) is the source of this 3592-nucleotide messenger RNA. It is a transcript of the gene lbr, whose product is annotated as lamin B receptor. The record is from RefSeq and is a predicted model, not a curated record. The transcript has 14 exons. Gene Ontology annotation, cellular component: nuclear inner membrane. Lineage: Eukaryota; Metazoa; Chordata; Actinopteri; Syngnathiformes; Syngnathidae. Bases 144 to 1982 code for a protein of 612 amino acids. Gene Ontology annotation, molecular function: Delta14-sterol reductase activity. Gene Ontology annotation, biological process: cholesterol biosynthetic process.
GGGCAAUACACGACUACGUCAAACGUUAGCGGACUUGAUAUUUCUAAAUAUUGAGAUUGAUUUUCUGAGUCCUAACUUUGUUUCUGCAAGUUUUUUUUUCAAAUUUCAUUUUGCCAUAUUUGGAUUUACUGCAGUAAGAGACAAUGCCAAGUGUGAAGUACCAUAAAGGCGACAUGGUAAUGGGACGCUGGCCUGGCAGCAACCUGUAUUAUGAAGUGAAGGUGCUUGGCUUUGAAGUCAAAAGCCAACUGUACACAGUCAUCUACAAGGAUGGAACUGAGCUUGAGCUCAAGGAGCAGGACAUGAAGAAUUCUCAUGAUUUCCACCCACGGUCCCGCUCUCGUUCCCGAUCACCUGGCCGCCGUCGCAGCCGCUCUCGUUCCCCGGCGAGGACCACGCGUCGUUCUUCUUCACGUACGGCGGCGGCGGUCGCUGCUGCAGCGAUAACGGAGAGCGAGUCAUUGUCAUCACGCAAGGAUUCAAAGCUGAAGGAAAUGGUUGAAGUGAGACUCACUCCUAUGCACCCAUCCAAAAUGGCUGUUGAGAACAAUAGCAACAAUAAGCAUGAAAAGAAAGAAAAUAAUACUUCAAACAAAGUCAAUGAGUCCAAGGCAAAGACGGAGCCAGAGCCUGAGAGGAAUCAGAGUCGUUACAAUUUGCGCCGCAGAAAGGCCGAAGCUGACAGCAAACCUCAACAGCCGGACGAUACAAAAGUGUUUUCGGCUCCUGCAGUAACAGUCUCAACUCCACUUGACUUUGGGGGAAAGCUUGGGGCGUAUUUCUGGCUGCUCUUCUUGCCAUCCUGGGUUCUUUUUGUGAUUCUUCAAGUCAAUUUGCAGGACCCAAGUUUAGUCAACUUUCCACCUCCUGUACCCACCCUUGAGGAUUUAUGGGAUUCUCGGGCGUUUGGCUUCGUCAUUCUAUGGAUCUUAUUCCAGGUCCUCCUCUACAUCCUGCCUGUCGGAAAGCUGAGUGAGGGCAUGCCACUGAGGUCUGGUGAAAGGCUGAAAUACAGAACUAAUGGUUUCUUUGCCAUUGUAAUGAGUGCUACAGUGGUUGUGGCAGCUGUCCAUCUGGGAAUUGACCUCACCUACAUCCACAGCCACUUUUUGCAACUUGCUGUGGCCACUUUCCUCAUCUCCGUCCUGCUCAGCAUCUACCUAUACAUCCGCUCCCGCUAUGCUCCCCCAGACCAGCAGGCACUUGGGGGAAGCUCUGGCAAUGUGAUUUAUGACUUCUUCAAGGGACAUGAACUCAAUCCCCGCAUUAAAAAUUUCGAUCUGAAAUUUUUCUGUGAAAUGCGUCCAGGACUAAUCGGCUGGUGCUUGAUCAACUUUGCAUUCGCGUUGGCGGAGAAGAAGCAGCAGGAAUUGGACUAUCCCUCUCAUGCUAUGAUCCUCGUAAAUGUCUUCCAGCUCCUCUAUGUAGUGGAUGGCCUAUGGAAUGAGGAGGCCAUCUUGACCACCAUGGAUUUGAUGCAUGAUGGCUUUGGCUUCAUGUUGGCUUUUGGAGAUCUGGUAUGGGUGCCUUUUACCUAUACCCUGCAGGCCUAUUAUCUGGUCAGCCACCCAAAUGCACUGAGCCUUCCGGCCGUCGCUGCCAUCGUCUUGCUCAAACUUGUUGGCUACUACAUCUUCAGGAAAUCCAACUCUGAGAAAAACGCCUUCAGAAGAAACCCAUCAGACCCCAAACUGGCAUACCUUAAGACAAUUCCCACAGCAACAGGAAAGAGUCUGCUGGUGUCUGGUUGGUGGGGAGUUGUUCGACACCCCAACUACUUAGGAGACCUCAUCAUGGCUCUGGCCUGGUCACUACCUUGUGGCUUCAGCCACCUCCUGCCGUGGUAUUACAUGAUUUACUUCAUCAUCCUUCUGGUCCACCGAGACUCUCGAGACAUGAGCGAUUGCAGGAGGAAGUAUGGCUCAGCGUGGGACGAAUACUGCCGAACUGUCCGCUACCGGAUCAUCCCACGUGUCUACUGAGGGGACUGCUGCUGAAGACUUGUGAGCCAAAGCCCCUUUUUGACCCAGUAUUAAUGCCGCCAAUCUCACACAGCAAUAACGCCAUUUUGUCAUAAUUUGGUUCACCAUUUUAGAGCGAAUUUGAUUGUGAAUUUUUAGUGAAUCAGUACAUUUCAAGAAAUUUUUACAGAGAUUUGUUUGAAUCAUGAACUAUUUUCAAUGAAAUCAGGAAAAAAAUAUAUUUUACAACACAAUUAAUACCUGUGCAAGGAGAGUGCGUGGAUGUAUAUUUUUGUAUAUAUGCUUUUUUUAUACUUCAGGUAAAACAAAACCACUCAUGUUGUUCUUUUUUUUUGCGACAUUUUUUUUUUUUUUUUUAAAUGUAUGAGUAAUCACUCGUUUUAAAGGAUGGGAUGUAGAGUUGAAACUAGAAGUUUACAAAGAACACAUGUCGGGGAAAAAAAUGUGAUGCUUUACUUACCAUUACUGCUGAAAGAGUUAGGAUUCUCAUUGGUUUAUUUACAACCAAAACGUUGAACACGACUGAGAACAGCCUUCUCACUCUGGCCACCCUUCCCUCUCUUAUUCCAAUCAGAGACGCGGUGCGUUUAGGGACAGCCAAGAAAAAAUAAGUGAACAUAUCUGAAGCAUACUUGCAACCAAUUCGUUACAGUUUUUUUUUUUGUAAAGUGAUGUAAGGUUUGUGUCAACACUAUAGCUGCAACUGAGCUAACGACUAUUUUUAUAAUCGGUUAAUCGGACGAUUAUUUAAACAAUUAAGCGGAUACUUGAAGUUGUUUUAGGUAUGAUGUAAGUAACAAUGAAGAUAAAAUCAAAGACUAUGUCCUCCGCAAAUAUUUUUUUUAUGACAGCUUCCUGACUUAACUGUAGUCUACAACUGUACUGUUUUAAUUACAUAAAAUUUUUAAGUGCUGAUAUAAAUUGUCAAUGACUCAUUUAUUUUCUUUAAACAAACUAACCAACCAAACAACCACCAACAAAAUGGAAUGAGGAGUCAGACUGUAAUGAAUCAGUUUUCUUUAUCAAACAGUUGUUCAUAAAUACGAUCCAAACCCAAUUUCUAAGCACACUCUCUUGUAUGACAAUUUGCAGUUUGAAUGGGAGUUUGUAUUGAAAGGAGACUCUAAGGCUAGGUUCAUACUGCUGGUCUUAAUGCUCAGUUCCGAUUUUUUGUCAUAUCUUUUAUUUGGGUGUGGCCAUUCAGACUGUCUGAAUCCAUUGAGCCCGUUCAAGUAUCACGCAUGCGCACUAAUUCGCAGUCCGAAAUGCGCUUAGCAAACUGACCCGCAUUCGCAGGAGCAUCAAAACAAAUGACUACACAUGCUGGCUCAACGUCAUUCAAGGGUGAUCAUAUUUUGAUUUCCAAAAAGAGGACACAAAUAACAGACAUACCGUAUUUUUCAGACUAUAAGUCCGUUUUUUUUGCAUACUUUGGCAGAGGGUGCGUCUUAUACUCUGGAGCGACUUAUGUGUGAUUAUUUUCGGUCAGGUCGGGCCGACUUCUCUCUCGCUAACUUUUUAAAAAUAAAUAUAUAUUCAUAUACAGUGCCUUGCAAAAGUAUUCGGCCCCCUUGAAUCUUGCAACCUUUCGCCACAUUUCAGGCUUUAAA